Harpegnathos saltator (Jerdon's jumping ant) is the source of this 2490-nucleotide messenger RNA. RefSeq names its product EB domain-containing julius seizure protein (gene jus). Lineage: Eukaryota; Metazoa; Arthropoda; Insecta; Hymenoptera; Formicidae. The record is from RefSeq and is a predicted model, not a curated record. The transcript has 6 exons. Bases 734 to 1531 code for a protein of 265 amino acids.
CUCGGCUGUAUUGCGCAGGACGUCGGCGCCCUGGCGUCGCGACGCGACGCGACCCGCGGGGCGAGUCAAGCAAGCAGCAGGCAGGCAGGCAGGCAGGCAGGCAAGCAAGCAGGCAGGCAGGCAGGCAGGCAGGCAGGCAAAGCAGGCAGAGACCGGUCGGUCGUUGCUUGGUGCCCGCGCCUCUCCGCUGCGCGACGCAAUCCUCACGGAGCACGUAGAACGGUUCGCGAGCGAGCGAGCGAGAUCAGACCGUCGUCCACCAGCACCCCCGGUGGUGCGUCCGCAACGCGCGCUCUUCAGCCUCGUCGCAUUCGGCCGUCUCGACGGAACCGCGUCGCGUCGCGUCGCGUCGCGUCGCGUCGCGUCACGAGCUGCUUUCUCCCCUCGCUCGAGCGAAGGAGAGCCCGAGCUGAGGCGCGUCGCCGCGCCGCGCUUUCGGCGUGUUCGCCUACCGACGACAACGAGGACCACCGCUAGAUCGCCGAAGCGCGCGGGGGAUCCACGAGGAGGGUCGGCGGGGGUGAGAGCUACGGCGUCGGGUCCCGCGGCGACUAUGCGCGUGAUCGAUCGCGCGCGCCUCCGCGAUCGGCCGGAGAUGUGAUACCGGAAGUAGGCCAGGCAGGGUUGACCUGCGUGGGCGGGCGUGCAGGUACGUACGGCCGCGGGUGCGUGCGUGCGAAUACGACGCGUAGGCCGCAGGUGUGCCGCGUGCCAGGAGCCAGCAGUCGUAGAGAUGCGCGUCGCCGCGACGGCCUGUCCGUCGCCGACGUAUUCGCCGUCGUCGUCGUCAUCAUCGGGAACCCUCCGUCGGUGCAGACCAAUCGCCCUGCGACUGUUCUGCGCCGUCUUGGUCUUCUGGAUUAUCCUCGAUCGGCCAGCCCUCGGUCUACCGGACCCAUCGGAGCUGACGACCGCGGAAGAUCUAUCCGACAAGGAUGUGAAGAAAUUCGGCGACGACUGCGGUGUGGACAAUGAGUGCAGCUUCGCGGGCUCUUAUUGCGAACCGAAAAAGAAAAAGUGCGCCUGCAAGGAGGAAUACGAGGCCACGAACCAUAUCGACAAAUGCGGACACGCGGCAAACGUGAACGAGUCCUGCUUCUUCCACGAGCAAUGCGAGGUGCGAGUGAGCCAAACAGAAUGUCGCGACGGCCGUUGCAUCUGCCUGUUCGAGAAGGUCCCGAUGCUGCAGUCCGACGGCACAAUAAGCUGCACCACCGAGGUAAACGAACCGACCAAUGUGCAGUACGUAGACCCGGCGAUGAUCGGCGUUCUCGUUGGCAUGGCACUGAUGUUCAUCAUCAUCUGCGUCGUUCUUAGGCUCUUCAGCAGGGCUCGCUGGCGAGAGAAUCGCACCAUCUUUAACACACCCAACGCGCGCCUCAUGAACGUCUCACUACUGAGAGAGAACAAACUCUUACACGCUCAGGAGAGACGCGGCUCGAGAGCGAGCGUACGAGCUCCUUCGAGGCAACCCUCGAUGGCGUCCUUAAGGGCCCACUCGCCGAACGCCUCGCAAGGUCUUCAUGCUUAAAGUUAUUCUGGCUUUUCGUGUCGUGCUGCCGCGCUGUCGCGCCAAAGCACGCGAUACUUUAGCAAGAAAAUCUCUGUCGCCAGGGUCACGCGCAGGAUCGCGACGUGGGAGUCGCGGUAGCAGCGGGAACGCUUCGGCCGUCUCGGUGAAAUCUAACAAAUCGCCGAAUCAUACGAACAACGUCACCGACCCGGUCCUGGAGAACGUCACCGUCGAGAUUCUCGACGCGAAGACGUAGACAGAUCGUCCGAGCGUCGCGACAAACGAUCCGAUCGGCAUUUCCCAUUUAUCACUAGCUUCGCGCAGCGAACACGCGCCUCAGCGCGCGUGCAAAGAUCGCCGUCCUAAUAAAUCCACAGCUCGCGAAUAAUUGGCUGUCCGUUUCCCGCUUUUCCGCUCUCGACGCCCGAGAGGAAUGUAAAUUUUAUAACUCUCGCUAAUGCAAAUAUCAUCGGUAAAUAGCUCGUCCGGUUAAAGAGGCGCCUCCGCCGCCGCCGCCGCCGCCAUCGCCGUCGUCGUCGUCAUCGCCGCCGCCGCCGCCGCCGCCGCCGCCGCCGACGAUGACGGCGACGACGAGUGUCGAGAUCUCGACGAGGUCGAAGCAUAAAUUGUCAGUAAUUGGGGUCGCGUAAAAUAUCUAUUGCGCCGCUUUAAAAAUAUCGAAGCGAGGUGAACAUUUGGUCGGAUUAAUUGCGAGGUGAUCUUUCCGGCGCGUGUCCAUCUUGCUUCAUCAUUCAAUCUCGCAUAGCCGCGAUUGGAUGCGACUCAACGACCGUAUCGCGUCAUCGGCCGACACUUCGGACAUUUUAAACUAACCUUUCGCGCCAAUAAGUCGACGAAACGUUUGAUUGAUACUCCUUUGUCGCGACUCGUGGCGAUCCGAUAGGUGUGCUCUUUCAGAUUUCGGCUAUCUCGAUCUAUCGAAUAUAACGAGUCGCUUCAACCCCCCCGCCGACAGA